Molecule: messenger RNA, 2955 nt
Organism: Colletotrichum phormii
Lineage: Eukaryota; Fungi; Ascomycota; Sordariomycetes; Glomerellales; Glomerellaceae
Exons: 5
Coding region: 1-2955 (984 amino acids)
Biological process (GO): secondary metabolite biosynthetic process; amino acid activation for nonribosomal peptide biosynthetic process
Cellular component (GO): cytoplasm
Molecular function (GO): catalytic activity; phosphopantetheine binding
Source: RefSeq, a predicted model, not a curated record
AUGGAGCUCGGCGUUUACUCUCAACCUCACGACGGGGAGGGUGGUAGAAGGACCGAGUUUCUGCCCUUCAUCGUCGGAGAGGAGAUGAAACAGCUUCGCCAUUCGAUUGCAGCCUCCUAUGGACUUGACAACGGCAGCAUCGAGGACAUUUAUCCGUGCAUGCCCAUGCAGGUCAGCAUCUUCACGUUGGGUUCUCAGAACUCAGCCGGGUACAUUGUGCACAGCGUCCUCGAUAUUAACCCGGAGGCAUCUGUCGAGAGGUUCCGUGCCGCCUGGGAGGAUAUACACCGGAGCACUGCGAUCCUGCGAACAAGAAUAGUCCACGACGAACAGCACGGCUUUCUGCAGGUCGUGCUCCGGGAGGAAAUAACAUGGACCGAGGUGCAGGAUGCAGACGAGUAUUUGCAGAGUGACGGAAGCUCUUGCAUGGAAUUCGGCCAGCCUCUUUCUCGCUACUCCUGGGUCCGAGGAAAGGCCGGCAAGAAGCACCAGUUCAUUUGGACAGUACACCACGCCGUAAUGGACGGCUGGUUCUCGGCUAUUCUCACGAGAAGAGUGCAACAACUGUAUCACGGACUACCAUCCUCUCAGCUGGUACAAUUCAAAGCAUUUAUCCAGCAUCUCCAGCAAAAGAAUUUCAACGAGGCGGAGCACUACUGGCGGCGGUCUUUGAAGCAGUGCGACUGCGUUGACUUUCCCGGCCCGCCUCGCUCAAAGGCCGAGCCUAAGGGGUUCGUCAGGAAGAUGUAUGUCUCGAGACAGGUCAUUUGGCAAGGUCGACGCUUCAAGCGAUCGGCUCUUGUUUACGCAGCCUGGGGUUUGGUCAUGAGCUCGACGACUGGCUCCAAGAGCGUCGUUUUUGGAACAGUCACCUCUGGAAGAAGAACGGACAUGGAGAACGUCAAGCUUGUGGCCGGGCCAACAAUAUGCACUGUGCCGGCGUACAUCGAGGUCGACCGGGAGCAACUGGCGUCGAAGUUUGUCGACGACAUAGGAAGAGAGACGUCUCUGCGGGAAAGAUUCGACUUUAUCGGCCUGGCCAACAUCGCAAAGGUAUCCGCGAGAGCCCAGAAGGCGUGUCAGUUCGGAACUCUGAUCAUCGUUCAAGGAACGAGCGGACCAUUGAGUAUGGACAACAGCAUCGGGGAUUGGACAAGGAUGCCACAUGCCGCGCCAGUCACGUCGGAUUCACUUUCUCUCGACGUCUUCAUAAGCGAGGAAGACACCAAGGUCGUGGCCAACUUCAACACACAGGUCAUCGAUGUCGGCACUGUCGACCUUCUGAUCGCUCAGCUGUUGCAUGUCAUGGAACAGCUGGGCGAGAGUACCGACGGCAGAACUCUAAGGGACAUUAGCUUGGUCACGCCCGAGGAUAGGGAAAGACUUUGGGGUUGGAACGCCCUCGCCCAUCACCUUGUUAACAUCGGCGUCGGUCCCGGGGCGAUCGUUCCUAUUUACUUCGAGAAGUCGAUGUGGGUGUCCGUGUCGAUCCUGGCCGUCCUUAAGACCGGAGGAGCUUUCCUUAUACUCAAUCCAGCAUACCCCGAGCCACGCCUCUAUGCGAUUGUCGAGCAGGCCGAUGCCACCAUCGUUCUUACAUCGGUCUCGACGAACUCGCUAGGCUCUCGACUAGUCGAGCAAGCCGUUGUAGUAGGUAAUAGGCUUAUCCCGGACACAUGCCGGAUAAUAGCGCUGCCUGACGUCGACCCUUCAUCAUUGAUAUAUACCGUCUUCACUUCCGGCAGUACCGGCCUGCCCAAGGGUGUUCUUGUGUCACACACUGCUUUCGCCUCCAACGCCCACUAUCAAGCGGACGAGCUCGGGUUCAAGCCGUUGUCAAGGGUGUACGACUUUGCUAACUACAUUUUUGACGAUUUUGUCUACUACACCGUUAUCACGUUAGUGAAGGGUGGUUGUAUCUGUGUUCCAUCAGAUGAUGAUCGUACGAACAACUUUAUGGGGUCUAUCAUCGCCACAAGGGCGACAAUUCUCUAUAUUACCACGUCCGUCUCUCGAUUGCUCGACCCCACCCAUUUACCCCUCUUGGAGACCGUUAUAGGAGGCGGCGAGCCGGUGACACUUUUCGAUACGGAGCGCUGGUGGGGGUAUGCAAACCUGAUCAAUGCCUACGGGCUAGCCGAGUGUAUUACGAAUACAAUCAUUAAUCCACAUCCCGAAACGAAGGAGGCCGCAACCAGCAUCGGCAAGGGUGCGGGGGUAGUCACCUGGGUCGUCGACCCGGCCGACUAUAAUAGCCUUAUGCCCAUCGGCAAUAUCGGAGAGCUGCUCCUCGAAGGCCCUCUUCUUGGCCUCGGCUACUUGAAGGACCCGGAAAAGACGGUAGCCGCGUUUAUCCGGGAUCCUAUGUGGCUAGUUAAGGGAACCCCCUACCAGGCCACCCUACUCCCUAUCCUAAGUGAUGUGGAAGAUAGGCUCGCGGAGCACUUGCCGAACUAUAUGAUUCCGGCCGUUAUUUUUACUCUGCCCCGCCUUUUAUUGACGGUAACGGGUAAGACGGAUCGUAAGCAACUCCGCAAAAUAGUAGCUGGGUUCUCUAUCCAAGACCUGGCCGACCAGCUCGACCAGACUUAUAGCCGAGGGCCCUGUGGUGUUUCCGCUACUGAGAUUGAAGAUGUUUAUCCCUGCACGCCUCUCCAAGAAGGCCUCUUUGCGUUAACAUCUAAACAACCAGGGGACUAUACGCUUCAAGCAGUUCUAGAACUGUCUGAUGAUGUCAAUGUGAACCGCUUCUGCGCCUCAUGGGAGAAAGCCGUUGAGUCCUUUGCUAUCCUACGUACCAGGAUUGUUCAGCAUACGGACCUUGGCCUGUUCCAAGUUAUUGUCAGAGUACCGGUCGACUGGGUGCGGGCAGAUGACCUCGAGCGCUAUCUUGAGGUCGAUAGAUCAAUGCCGAUGGAGCUUGGCCAACCCCUCUCACGCUAUGCAAUGAUAUAG